CUUUUGUCGUGCAAACAGUAUGAAUAAGUGUAGGUGAUAGUUGUCUUAUACAUCAUUUUUCAAGAUUACAAUCGUUAAAGAUAUAUCAAGAAAAUAGUUAUCGUUACACAGUGUGGUUAAGUGCAAAUGGACCCAAGUAUGGCUUCAUUUAAUUUAAGCGAACUUGGAAGUCAAUUGAAAGAUAUUACUCAAAUUGCUACCAGUACCGGCGUUUCUUUCGCACAUAAAUCGCUGAAGCUCAAUACUGAAGAAGAUGCAUCGGAAGUGGUUAAAGCGAUACGAGAAUGUAUCAAGCUGGAGUUUCUGGAUUUAGAAGGUAACACAUUGGGACCACUUGCUGCUAAAGCUAUAGCUCAAGCAUUAGAGGAGAAAGGUUCUUUCCUGAAACGUGCUCUUUGGAAAGAUAUGUUUACUGGUCGUUUGAAAACAGAAAUACCGAAAGCCAUUCAAUAUCUUGGCAGUAGUCUAUGUGCUGCUGGUACAUGUCUUGUAGAAUUAGACUUAAGUGAUAAUGCUUUCGGCCCGAUCGGUGUAGAAGGAUUGGCUAAUUUCUUGACCUCCAGUACAUGUUAUACUCUCCAGGAGUUAAGAUUGAAUAACAAUGGACUUGGAAUAUCAGGUGGCAAGAUGUUGGCAAAAGCAUUGUCCAAUUGCUAUGAAAAUAGCUCUAAAACAGGAACAUCUCCAUUAGCAUUGAAAGUAUUUGUAGCAGGGAGGAACAGGCUAGAAAACGAGGGUGCAACUGCACUGGCAUCAGUUUUCCAGAAAUUGACUAGUUUAGAAGAAGUUGUGAUGCCUCAGAAUGGUAUUUACUACCAAGGUAUAACGGCCCUUGCAAAUGGAUUGUCUGCCAAUCCAGGAUUGAGGAUCUUAGAUCUCAAUGAUAAUACAGUUGGGAUAAAAGGAGCUAAGGCUCUUGCAAAAGCAUUACCGAAUUUUGGAAAUUUGGAAGAACUCAAUUUAGGAGAUUGUUUACUCAAAACGCAAGGUAGUAUUGUCCUUGCAAGGGCACUGGGAAUUGAGGGUAACCAUCCUUCGCUUCAGAAAGUGAAUUUAAGUUUCAAUGAAAUCCGUAAGAAUGGUGCACAUCCAAUAGCUGUUGCAAUGGCUGAUAAAGAGCAGCUGACAACUCUACAAUUGGACGGAAAUGCUUUUGGCAAAGAAGGACGCGACAUACUGCAAAAAUCGCUUACUGUUUCUGAAAGAAUUGGGACAUUGAGCAUGGAAGAUGAUGAAGGUGAUGCAGACGAUAGUGACGAAGGCAUAGAAGAGAACAGUGAAAGCGAAAGUAAAGAAAACGAAGACGGCGAUAAUAAUGAUGAUGAUAGCGAUGAUGACGGCGAAGGUGAUAGUAAUGAUUAUGAUGAUGAAAAUGAAGAUAUAGUUGAAAAUGAAGAUACAGUUGAAAAUGGUAACACAACACCAGACAAUAUCGCAGUAUCAAAAGUGACUGUAGAACAAUUUUUAAAAUUACCAACAUCUGACAAUUUAUUGUCACUACAAGGUGACUUUGUAAUAGACUUUAUAAACCAUGCCAAAGAAUUAUCAAACAACGCGAAUACAUCUCACACACAGAAAUUCAUCGAAGAGCUUACAAGAAUAGUUAUGAAAGUGUCGUCGCUAUAUUCGACUGACACUAUUGUUAGUUUAAAAGCUCAACUUAUUACAAAUGCAUUGUAUUCGGAGUUAUGCUCUUAUGCAGUCGAAACUAACAAGACAGCCAUUUUGACUCAUGCCCUACUAGUCAACUUAGGUUUAAUUAAAAGCGAAGAUAAGCACAAUCAAAAAAUUGAUUGGGAUUUAGAAGGUUGUUUUAAAGCGUUAGAACAAAUAAUUCACAAGGACUACUUUUUAGAAGACACACGAACUACGUUAAACUUUUUCUUAGAUUUGACCAGUAACAGAAAGAAUACAGAUUCGUGUCAGGAAACGAAGAAUUCGCUUAAAGCUGCUCUAAAUCGUAUUCAACGUAAUAGAUCUUAAAAUUUACGUGUACAUUUGCUUGCUGAACAUUGAUAUAAGAUGUAUCUAUUUAUUGUUUAAAUAUUUUGAAACUUCUAGAACACAUGUGAUCUUAUACAGCCUUACAAUGAAAAAUAAUUAUGUAUAGUGUGAUGUAUACAAAUCAUUAAUCGUUAAGUGUUCAGUGCGAAUCUUGCAUUUCGUAACAAUUUUUCACAAAACAUCUACAAAUUCCUAGACUCGAAUUAGUUACAAGUUUUCGAAAAAUAAAAAUCUAUUAAUAUACCAUCGAAUUCCACAUUUAUUGCAAUGACUUUUUCUAAAAAUUGUUUACAAUAUAAACGUAUCGUUACAUCGUCGCACGUAUCUUUUCCAUCACUGAAUGUAUACAAAUUUUACAUCACACGUAUCAAAAUUGGACUAGAGCUUCAAAGGAAAUAUAAAAAACUAUUAUACCCGUAAAUUUGUAGUUU
Messenger RNA from Dufourea novaeangliae, 2435 nucleotides. It is a transcript of the gene RanGAP, whose product is annotated as ran GTPase-activating protein 1. The record is from RefSeq and is a predicted model, not a curated record. Gene Ontology annotation, biological process: activation of GTPase activity; signal transduction; nucleocytoplasmic transport. Lineage: Eukaryota; Metazoa; Arthropoda; Insecta; Hymenoptera; Halictidae. Bases 127 to 1983 code for a protein of 618 amino acids. Gene Ontology annotation, molecular function: small GTPase binding; GTPase activator activity. Gene Ontology annotation, cellular component: nucleus; perinuclear region of cytoplasm; cytosol. The transcript has 5 exons.